Molecule: messenger RNA, 1425 nt
Organism: Psammomys obesus (fat sand rat)
Lineage: Eukaryota; Metazoa; Chordata; Mammalia; Rodentia; Muridae
Gene: Znf296
Product: zinc finger protein 296
Exons: 3
Coding region: 1-1347 (448 amino acids)
Biological process (GO): negative regulation of dendrite development; regulation of transcription by RNA polymerase II
Cellular component (GO): nucleus
Molecular function (GO): RNA polymerase II cis-regulatory region sequence-specific DNA binding; DNA-binding transcription factor activity
Source: RefSeq, a predicted model, not a curated record
AUGUCCCGCCGCAAGGCCGGCCGCGUGCCACGCCGUGUAGACCCCGAGCCAGAGAACGACGACAUGGAGACGCCGGACCUCGUCAUUGAUGUGAAUCCGGAGCAAGACGCGAGGGCCGUGGCGCUGGGGCCCUGGUUCCCGAGGGACUUGUCCAUGCCGGGGCUCCUCAGUGCGGAACGUAACCUCGACACCGUCCCGUGUCCCCUCGGCGCGCCCAGCACGUGUGCCCCGUGGAUGCCGCUGACCUUUAAGCCUUCCGACCGCCAGCCCUGGACCAACAAGCACCCAGAUCUGUUGACCUGUGGCCGCUGCCUGCAGACCUUCCCAUUAGAGGCUAUUGUCGCUUUUAUGGAUCACAAAAAACUGGGCUGUCAGCUCCUCCAAGGCUCCGGUCCCAUCUCAGAAUCCAAGGAGCUGAAGGUUCUGAGCUGCCUCCGCUGUGGCAGACAGUUCACCAGUGCUUGGAAGCUGCUACGCCACGCUCAGUGGGACCACGGGCUAUGUAUCUAUCAGACAGAAUCGGAGGCCCCCGAGGCUCCCUUGCUGGGCCUGGCUGAGGUGGCUGCAGCCAUGUCAGUGGCGGUGGAGCCAGUUAAGACCAAGCUCCCCGCAGUGGGUAGUGCUGCCCGGAAGAGCCCCACCUGCCCAGUGUGCAAGAAGACCCUCAGCUCUUUCAGCAACCUCAAGGUCCAUCUUCGCUCCCACACUGGUGAGCGACCCUAUGCCUGUGACCAGUGUUCCUAUGCCUGCACUCAGAGUAGCAAGUUGAACAGACACAAAAAGACGCACCGGCAGCCCACACCCGGGAGUCCCUGCACCCCAGUCAAUAGCCGGGGCGUAUCCCCAGCAGCCCCUCCUGAACCAGCUGCCCACGCAGCUGCUCCAGCCAGCACAGUUCCACGCCAGAAUGUGGAGAAGGCUGGGGCUGCAGCCACAGCAGGAGUCCAGGAACCUGAGGCCCCUGGCAGUGGAGCUCAAGCGGGUUCUAGUGGUGUUGGCUGGGGACCCACUACCAAAGCAGAGAGGACUGAGCCUGUAAAGAGCCAGAAGACAACGCCCAGGAGCAAGAGCAGUGGUUCCAGCAGCAGCUGUGACUUCUGUGGGAAGCACUUCACCAACAGCAGUAACCUGACAGUGCACCGGCGCUCCCACACGGGGGAGCGGCCCUACGCCUGUGACCAGUGUCCCUAUGCCUGUGCCCAGAGUAGCAAGCUCAACCGCCACCGUCGCACGCAUGGUCGGGGGCCUGGCAACACCCUUUACAAGUGCCCACACUGCCAUGUGCCCUUUGGACUGCAGGCCACACUAGAUAAGCACCUGCAGCAGAAGCACCCCACGAUGGCCUGAGACCCCACGAUGGCGUUGGCGCGAGAACAGUUUUAUACAAUUCUAUCACCUUUAUGUCAAUAAAGCAUCUUCUAUUUA